Ficedula albicollis (Collared flycatcher) is the source of this 1914-nucleotide messenger RNA. It is a transcript of the gene TBCE, whose product is annotated as tubulin folding cofactor E. NCBI's taxonomy places the organism in Eukaryota, Metazoa, Chordata, Aves, Passeriformes, Muscicapidae. Gene Ontology annotation, biological process: protein folding. The transcript has 16 exons. Gene Ontology annotation, molecular function: alpha-tubulin binding. The record is from RefSeq and is a predicted model, not a curated record. The coding region runs from base 89 to 1678 and encodes 529 amino acids.
UUGUGAGAGCAGCGGCUUCCGCGCGUGUUAAGGGCGUUUCCCGUGUCCCUGCAGGUGUGGGAGCGGCCCGGACUCCUGCUGUGCCGGGAUGGCUGCUGGGGCGCCUCCCGAUGCGCUGGGUCGGCGGCUCUCCUGUGGCACCGACUAUGGGACUGUGCGCUAUGUGGGCAGUGUGUCUGGAACUACAGGAAUUUGGCUGGGCGUGGAAUGGGAUGAUCCUCAGAGGGGAAAGCAUGAUGGCAGUUAUGAAGGAACGCAGUAUUUUAAGUGCAGGCAUCCUAAAGGAGGAUCGUUCAUCCGGCCAAACAAAGCAAAUUUUGGAGUAGAUUUUCUUACUGCAGUAAAGGAUCGGUACGGAUUGAAUGAUAAGCAAGACGUUCAGUAUGGGACAGGCAAUACAGUAGUAUUUGGAACGAAGACUGUGGAAUUUGUUGGCAUGGAUUCUGUUGCAGAACAGCAAAGACAGCUGAACAAACUGGUGGAUAUUUCAGUGCGUGAGUGUGCAGUGAGCCAUGCUGGUCAGGAAGAGGAAAUCAGCAGAACGUGUGCCAAUAUGAGGCAUAUAAACCUAUCAAAAAAUCUGAUAUCAUCUUGGGAGAUAAUAAUAGCUAUUGCUUCUCAAGUUCAAAAUCUGGAAACACUUAAUGUCAGUGAAAACAAAAUGAGAUUUCCAUCUACAUCAACUUUUACAUCCAGUGCAUUUCCAAACUUGAAGAUUCUGGCACUUAAUCAAACUGAAAUAACAUGGACAGAGGUUCUUCUUUGUGCUCAAGGAUGGCCAGUACUUGAAGAGUUGUACCUUUCUUCUAAUAAUAUUACAGUUUUGGAAAGGCCUGAUAAUGUCCUGCAGACCCUGAAGUUGUUAGACCUUUCAGACAACCAGUUACUGGAUGGAAAUCAGCUGCAUCUAAUAGCACAGCUCCCCAGAUUAGAACAGCUAAUCCUUAGAAACACUGGGAUAUCUUCUAUACGCUUUCCUGAUGCUGAAUUUGGAUGCAAGACUAAAAUGUUUCCUUUGCUAAAACGCCUUGCAAUAAAUGACAAUAAAAUAUCACAGUGGUCAUCUAUCAAUGAGCUUGACAAACUGCCAAGUCUGCGGGCACUGCAGUGUAACAAUAACCCCUUCAUGGACACAGAGAAGAACCCAGAGACCCUGAUACAGCUCAUAAUUGCCAAGAUAAGUCAGUUGGAAGUUUUGAACAACUGUGAGAUCCUUCCUGCUGAAAGAAGAGGAGCAGAGCUUGAUUAUCGCAAAAUAUUUGGAAAGGACUGGCUAGAAGCUGGUGGGCAUUGGAACCCAGAGAAAAACAAACCAAGUGAAGAAUUUCUUGCUGCCCAUCCCAGAUACCCAACACUUUGUCUUAAAUAUGGAGCACCUGAAGAAGGAGAACUGAAGGGACGACAGCCUUUGACUCUGAAAAACCAGCUCCUGACUUUGACAAUUAAGUGUCCUGAGAAACCCGAACAGAAACCAGUGGAGAAAAAACUACCAGAGUCUAUGACUAUUCAGAAGGUCAAAGGACUGCUGUAUCGCCUACUUAAAAUUCCUGGCUCGGAACUGAAACUGUCCUACGAAAGUUCUAAAUUGGAAGGAAAAGAAGUUGAACUAGACAAUGACUUAAAGCCUUUGCAGUUUUACUCAAUAGAAAGUGGAGACUGUGUGUUAGUACGGUGGUAAGAAGGGGCUCUUGCUGGACUCAAGGAAAAGCUGACACAGGAACUGCAGAAGAGAGACAGUGCCUGAACAGAUAAACAGAUGAAUGUGAGUUUCACACGUGGCACCAGAGGGCUGUACAACUGUAUUUUUACCUCCUCAACUUUAUCAUUAGCCUCCAUGGAAACGUCUCCUCACUUGUCCUACUGGAGAGAUACCAAACAAUGCUUAAAUGCUUCAAUUAAAUAAAACCUCAAGGU